AUGUUUUCACCCUCCGUCAAACGUAAGACAAUCUCUCAGCUGCCUGACGAUAUUUUAUACAUCAUCGUUGAAAAAUAUUCGGAUCUUUCUUCGACUGUAGCUCUUCGCGGCACUUGUCGAGAUUUUUACCAUAGGUUGCCAAAUUCAAUUGUAUUCUCCGAGCUUUCGAUUCCAUACAACAUGACCAGCUCUCAGCUUGAGAAGUUUAUCAAGCAUAGCUGCUCAUCACAUAAUCUUCGAUAUGUGAGAAGGGUUUCAGUAAACGGGUCGAGCAUCGAUGUCAAUUCAAUCCUGGAGAUAUUGAGAAAAAGCGAGCUAAUUCAAUCGGUCUCAAUCGUCGGAUGCGAAAACUUUUCAAUUCCAGUAUUAAUGAGCACUUUGGUUGAAUGGCAGCAAGACAAAUCUGGUAACGCCCCGGCCAUGACCAUGUUUAAGAGCUUUCUUUUCUCUCGCUGCAUUGUCGGAGCUAGAAAUGCCUUAGCGAUAAAAAAAAUUAAUCUGAAUCUAGACAUAAUAAAUAAAGCUCGAAGUAACAAGCAAUCCAUUUUCGAUCUCACGGAAUGUGAGGAUAAAAAUUGCAAGGAUUGCACAUUAAG
Molecule: messenger RNA, 596 nt
Organism: Ambispora leptoticha
Lineage: Eukaryota; Fungi; Glomeromycota; Glomeromycetes; Archaeosporales; Ambisporaceae
Source: the annotation of a GenBank genome assembly